Messenger RNA from Boleophthalmus pectinirostris (great blue-spotted mudskipper), 2347 nucleotides. It is a transcript of the gene grb14, whose product is annotated as growth factor receptor-bound protein 14. Gene Ontology annotation, cellular component: plasma membrane; cytoplasm. The coding region runs from base 199 to 1743 and encodes 514 amino acids. The record is from RefSeq and is a predicted model, not a curated record. Lineage: Eukaryota; Metazoa; Chordata; Actinopteri; Gobiiformes; Gobiidae. Gene Ontology annotation, biological process: negative regulation of insulin receptor signaling pathway; insulin receptor signaling pathway. The transcript is spliced from 15 exons.
CUCACUCACGCCUCCCAGCGGUGUGACGUCAUGACGCUCCAGUUGGACACCUGUGCUCCACGUGCAGCCGCGCACAGCCAGAGGAGCGCGCGAGGGCUGCAGCAUGAGGUGCUCUGACAGCAGACACACACAGCUCCCUGCUCCUCUCCUCUGCCUGCGCCGCUAGUGCAGAUGAUGCCUGGGCGCUAGCUGGCCCCCAUGACUGAUAUGAGCGACGCGCUGGCUGGACUCCACUGCGCUUCCAGGGGUCUGAAAGUGGAGAGCGAGGAGGGCUUUGGGAGAGGAAACCUGAGCAGCCCCGCCAUCAUCCCCCUGCUCGCGGCCAGGGACAGGACCGCGGGGAAGAGAAGCAAUGAAGAGGAAGAGGACUCCUUCUCCGUCACCCCUAACCCUUUUCCGGAGCUCCUUCACUCCAACCUCUCCCCCAUCGUCUCCGAAUGCCUUUUACCAUGGACCAAAAACAGUUCAACUCAGGUAAUUAAAGUGUACAAUGAAGACCAGAGCAGCCGCGCCGUGGAGGUGCCCAGUGACAUCACAGCGAGAGACGUGUGCCAGCUCUUUGUCCUGAAGAACCACUGCAUCGAUGACCACAGCUGGACCCUGUUUGAACACCUGUCCCACCUGGGGAUAGAGAGAACAAUAGAGGACCACGAGUUGGUGAUGGACGUUAUAUCAGGAUGGGGCAUGGACUCGGACAGUCGCCUUUACUUUAGGAAGAAUUACGCAAAAUAUGAAUUCUUCAGGAAACCACUGGAUUUUUUCCCCGGUCACAUGGUGUCGAUAUCCAGUGAAACAAACGGCCUGGUGGAUCACUCGCAGCUAAUAGAGACCUUUCUGAACUCCAGUACCUGUCCGGAGAUCCACGGACAUCUCCACGCCAAAGAGCAGGGCCGCAAAUCCUGGAAGAGGUUUUAUUUUGUGCUCCGCAGAUCUGGCCUGUACUUCUCAAAUAAAGGCACAUCUAAGGAGCCUCGGCAUCUCCAGUUCAUCGCCGACUUCAGUGACAGCGAUGUUUACACCGUGCUGUCGGCCAAGAAGGUGCACGGAGCUCCCACGGACUUCGGCUUCUGUGUCAAGUCUUCAAAGGCCAGCUGUGUGAGGGAGCUCCGGCUGCUGUGCGCGGACGACGAGCCCACGCGGACAUGCUGGAUCACUGCCAUGAGGCUCCUAAAGUACGGGAUGCAGCUCUACCAGAACUUUCUACAGCCACACCAGAAACAAAAAGCUUCACCUAUGAGGAGCAUCUCCGAGAACUCACUGGUGGCCAUGGACUUCUCAGGACAGAAGAGCCGUGUGAUCGAGAACCCCUCCGAGGCCCUGUCUGUGGCUGUGGAGGAGGGACUGUCCUGGAGGAAGAAAAGCUGUCACCGUCUCAGCGGUCACGGCAGUCCCUCCUCCUCGGUCUCCAGCUUAGCUCUGCACAUGAGCCAGCCCUGGUUCCACAGUAAACUGUCCCGAGACGAGGCUCAGAGGCUCAUCACACAACACGGGCUCAUUGAUGGUGUGUUCCUUCUUCGAGACAGCCAAAGCAACCCAAAGACGUUCGUCCUGUCACUGUGCCACCAGCUCAAAAUCAAACACUUCCAGAUCCUUCCCGUGGACGAAGACGGAGAGCUCUUCUACAGCCUGGACGACGGCCACACCAAGUUCUCCGACCUGAUCCAGCUGGUGGAGUUUUACCAGCUCAACCGAGGCGUGCUGCCCUGCAAACUCAAACACCACUGUGCCCGCGUGACCCUGUGAACUCUGACCUCUGACCCCAAACACCCCCACCCCACCCCCCCGUCCCCUCGCAGAGACCCACCGCGCUAUCCGCUCACGGCUAACCCAACUGGAGUGCCUUCAGGAUGCACAAACUCCUCCUACCAACCACUGUAAUUGUAAAUGUUUUUUUUUUGGUUUUCGUUAUUGCAGAAGUGAAGCGCCAGGCCUGUCACGAUAAAACAAAAGAAAUAUUGCUACUAAAAACUAUCACGAUAAAUGAUAAUAUUGAAACAAAACUUUUCUCUAAGUUGAAGCAUAUUCUAAAAAAUCUAAAUAGUAUAAUUAAAGACACUGUACCUGAUUUUUACUGUGUUUGAAAUGAACUAGUUCUGAUUUUACUUUUUUAAACUAAACAACUAAAAUGCUAACGGUGCACUUCUUGAUUCUCGGACAAUAAAACGCUUUAAAAUGAUGCGCACAUAGUACAAGGCGGAUUUAUUUUGAUGUAAAAAGUUGCUAAUGUGUCAAAUUUAAAUUAGUCAACCAACUAAAGCUUAAAUGCAUCACAUCGGCUUGUUACAGCAAAGAAUUGUGUAUGUAUUUAUAAAAAAAAAAAGUAUAUGCGAUAAUUAUAGAGCCAUAA